Molecule: messenger RNA, 4993 nt
Organism: Ruditapes philippinarum (Manila clam)
Lineage: Eukaryota; Metazoa; Mollusca; Bivalvia; Venerida; Veneridae
Product: toll-like receptor 4
Exons: 1
Coding region: 142-2745 (867 amino acids)
Biological process (GO): toll-like receptor signaling pathway; immune response
Cellular component (GO): membrane
Molecular function (GO): transmembrane signaling receptor activity; protein binding
Source: RefSeq, a predicted model, not a curated record
CAUCGCUCGGUGAUUAUAAGUAUGUACACUUGCUUCCUUUAUUGAUCACAUGUGGAGCGACAUUGAUACAAAUGCAGAUAUAACAGCAUGCUUUAGCAUUGCAACUUUUCGAAAGUUUUGAUCCUUUUCUAAGUUGACAAUAUGAAAUUUGUUUUGUUGUUUGCGAGUAUUAUCUGUAUAGUUGAUUCAUCAUCUCUUUCAUGUGGACCUGAUGGAUUAUGCCAGUGUGAACAUAUAGAUGUUAUGGAUUGUUCCGAAAACAAACAGUUACCAUUACGGAACGUAUGCGACUAUAUGGAUGACAGUAAAGAUGUCAACAUUACUAUUUUGCACCUGGAACAAAAUGGAUACAAAUAUAUUCGGACAGAAGACAUUAAAGGUUGUAAGUCAUUGAAAACCCUGUUUCUAAAAUUAAACGAAAUAAGCUAUAUCGAAGAUGUUUCUUUGACAAAGUUUGAUAAUCUAAAGACGCUUGAUAUGAGCUUUAACCAGCUUGAUAUUUAUAAUAAAAGAGGGACACUAGCAUUUAAACUUCCGCUGUCUUUAAAAAAGCUUGUGCUGAACGGAAAUCUGAAUGUUACGGACUAUGGCGGUGCUAUGUAUCCGGACCUUUCAAAUCUUUUUAAUGUUGAACAGCUUAUUUUCGACGGACUGAAAGACACAAAUUUUCCUGAAUCUUACAGUGAAAUUCAAUCAUUACGUAGCGUAUCACUAUCGGGUUUGGAUGGAAAUUGUAGUAUUCCUUAUGUUUCAAAUGACACAUUUCAACACCUUACUCAUGUAAGAACAUUGAAUUUGUCGUUUUGUAAUAUACAAAAUGUAACAGCUGGAGCUUUUGAAAAACUGAAGAAUUUAGAAGUUUUAGAUCUGUCUCAAAACAUGAAUAUUGGAUUUCGUAAAGCAAUGAAUGUUACAUACAGUUUGCAAUUCACAAAGAUUAAAUCAUUGAAUAUUUCCAAACUUUAUCCAACAUUCGGACUUGGAACUCAAAUAAAAUUACAAGAUUUGUGUUAUCUUUGGAAUACGAACUUAACUGAACUUGUUUUAAAUGAUAAUAGAAUUGAAUUAAUAGACAGAAAUGUUUUAAUAUUGACGCCAAACACUUUGAAGAUCAUACGAGCGGAAGGUAACACGUUUACUUUUGGGCCAUAUUUAUAUCAACUAGGGUGUAUGUCGCAUUUAGAAGAAUUCUAUGGGAAUUUCCAAAGUAUUGUACGUGAUCCACACUUGUAUAUGAAAGAGCCUAAUACAGAUGAGUCCGAAUUAAUUACUAUCAACUUAAAUUGUCCAUAUACUGCACCAGAAGUAUUGAAAAACAUAAGUAAAAUGAAAAGAGGACUUUGUCCAUAUUUGAAGGACAAUAAAAUAAACAUAAACAAGACUUUUCCCACUUUUCCAACAAAAAUGAAAAGACUUGAAUUUUCCAAUUGUGGCAUGCAGUACAAUGCAACUGAUAUUUUAGUCAAACCAGUUCCAUAUAAAAUGGAAUAUAUUGAUGCCUCAGAUAACAUUUUAUACUCAUGGAUUGGACCUUGCGGCCCGUUUCCAAAUGUUAAAUAUCUUAAUUUAUCUCGCAAUUAUUGUUCACACAUUGGACUAAACUUCUUUGAUAGCUUUAAAAAUCUUGAAAAUCUUCAGAUUCAGGAGAACUUUCUAGGUUUAGUUCUCUCAAAUGAAUAUUAUGGACCAGGUAUAUUUGAAAAGUUAUCGAAAGUGAAAGUUAUGAACUUAUCGUCAAACAUUAUUUCCUAUCUACAUCCAACUGUAUUUUCAAACAUGGUGCAUCUGACGAAAUUAGACCUAAGUGUGAACAAUAUUGAGUCUUUAGAUAUUGACGUUGGUUCCUUGAAUAAUUUGAUGCAUUUGAACUUAAAAUUUAACUUUAUCCACUCGGUCCCGUCUCAUCUUAGGGAGAAGCUGGAAUUGAAUUCAAAACGUCUCAACAAGAACUUCACAAUUGACCUCAGUAACAACACUUUAUCAGUUAGUUGUGAUGAAAAGGACUUUUUGGAAUGGAUGGUGAAACAUAGAAUGAAUAUGCUAAAUUUCGAUCAUUACAAGUUUCAUAACAUGUCGGGUCAGCGUGUAAAUGCGGAACGAUUUGUAAGUGAUGUAAUGAAACUUGAUAUGGAUUGUGGGUCAUACAGUUUACCCAUUGUAGCUUGCUCUAUAGGUAUAUCCGUAUACCUGUCAGUUGUUAUUGGUGGUGCGAUAUACAAGAAUAGGUGGAACUUACGAUAUCUUAUGCGCAUGAAUAAGAUCAAGCAUUUUGGUUAUAUCAGACUACAUCAAUACUUUAACGAACCAGAAAGGUUCAUGUAUGAUGCUUUUAUUUCAUAUGCAAAUGAAGAUUUACGUUUUAUUCUUGACGUAAUGAUGCCAAAACUAGAAGGACACGGUUUAAAAUUGUGUUUACAUGAUAAAGACUUUUUACCAGGUAACAAUAUUGCUGACAAUAUUCUACAAGCCAUCGGAGAUAGCAGAAAGACCGUUGCUGUUAUAUCUGAACAGUUUCUAAAAAGCGAAUGGUGUUUGUUUGAGUUCAACAUGGCAAGAAUGGAAAGCAUUUACUCUCGUGGGGGUAAUAGUUGUCUCAUAAUUGUUAUAUUGGAAGACGUCCCAACGCGAAAUAUGUCCAAUGAAAUGUUGGACUGGAUGAGAACCAAUACAUACAUAGAGUACACACAAGAGGAAAAUGGUGAACUGCUGUUUUGGGACAAUUUCCUGCGAGUCUUAAAUGCAUAAUUCAGAAACAAUAAAUGAACGUUUCAGCAUCAAAUGAAUUCGUCCAUAUAUGUAUACCAAUUGUUAACUUAUUCCAAAUUAAUAUGCUUUUAGAAUCAUAUGAUACAAUUUAAUACAUUGUUUUAUUAUAUAUACCUUUUGGUGAUUGCAAGUUUGUGCUGUGCGUGCGUACAUGUGUUUAUUAUGUUUAUUUAUUGUUAUUGUUAAAGCGAUUGUUGCAUGGGUUAGUGAAUAAUUGACAUGAUUUUAUUACUAUUAUACUUAUGUAUUGUAUAUACCUUCAAUAACCAUCAUCUAGCAUAGAUUGAUGCGAAUUUAUAUAAAUAUUCAAGGAUAGUUAAAAUAAGAAAAUCUUUUAUUACACAAAAAUUUUAAGAUAAUCUCAGGCAUUUAUUUUCCAAAGAAAAUGUCUGUUUAAUUAUUUAUGUUCAGAUACAUGUAAUUAUGAUGAAAUAGCCCCGGAUCCGUUACUCAUUUCGUCACAGGGGGAAGAAAAGUAGUUACUUUUAUUCAACAUUGUUUACUCUUCUUGACGCAUGCAUCUUUAAAGCUGUUAUAAAAUGCGGAAGCAUUCAAAUGACUCAUCAAUUUAGCGCCGGAUAUGCGUUCUAAAAACGUGAUUUCCUAUCCAUUGAAUAUCGAAAUGAAUUACCCGUUGUUCAUCAUUUCUUCUUUGUUGUGCUCUCAUAGCUAAACAAUUGCUCAGUGACCAUCUGUAACGCUGUAUCAGUGACAUGGUUUAGUGCAGAGAAUGUUAGGCUAGGUUUAAAUGUUGUUGGCGACAUAGACAGAACCUGCAUUAUUUUGAAAGUUGCUUUUACUCCUUAAUUAUACAUUUAGUUUUUAUUGUUGCAUCUUUUUAGAUUUUUAUAAUCUAAAACAGUAUAGCAUUUCUCCGUUUUUACGUUUAACAAUGCGAUUUUUUUGUAUCGGGGACAUUUAGAUUAUUAUAACCUAGAUCUGGCUAAUUUGUAAUGUUUAGAGAAAAAACACUCGGAAAACUUAAAAAAUGUGGAACAAUGAGUAAAUUUACUUUAACGAUUUAAAACAAAUACAAUUUGUUUAUUGGUGACAAGCUCUUAUUAAAAUAGUAGAAUAUUCGCAUCCUGUAUGUGUUUUAUUAUUGAAUUGAUUUAUGUAUUACAUAGAUCUUUGUCAUGGUUUCCACAGCUUUCCACGCUCGACAAGCAAGCACUCCGCGUCAGAUUUCCAAACAAAUGUGCUAAAGUCAGCUUGGCUCUGAAUUCAUGUUAUUUUUAGGAAGAUGUUGAAAAUAAAUUAUCAUUAAAUAUUACAAAGUGAAAAAUGAAAUUAAUUUGAUAUAUUGAUAACGACACUUAAAAUCUACAUAAAUUUGCAGGAAGAAGUCAUAAUAUGCUAAAAUAGAUCUAACUGCGUUAGUACCGUUGAUAAAUACUGCAAAAUCAGUCAAUUAUCGCACAUUAUAUGUAAGACUAGUCAUUACUUGAAUUUUGAUUUUCUUUUCUCAUCAUCUUACUCUUGGCUCAAUGUUCGAUUUUCUUGAAAAUGUUUGGAUCACUUGGAGGCAUUCAGCUUUAAUGUACGAGAUAAUAAUCAAGUAAAAUGGUAAUUAGAUCUAGAGAUAUAUGUAGAUCUAUACGAACUCCUUUUGUAUAAGUGACCAAUUCUAGCCAUUUUUAUUCCAUCGUCUUUAUAAUAAUUAUAUUUCAAAGGCCCAUUAAGCACCCAUUAGAAGAAGAAAAUAUUUCUCAAAAGUGUUAUAUUGUGUGUACUGUAGAAUAUUAGCCUUUAAAACUUAAGUUCGAAUCCAACACAUUGCAGUACAUUUGCUGUUGCAGCUGCAUUUGUUUUUUGUGUCAUGCACCAGAAAUGUUCGUUUUUGUUUGACGUUGCGUGACAUUUAUUAAUAUUUCCCGUAAUGCGUACAUUUUAGGUAUGCAAAUGUUUCAAAUUAACCGCACUUCUUGUAUUUUGCCUUGUUUACCAGAGGCAGGCUGUUUUCUUUUCACUGUCAUGUCACUUUAACAUUAAUGCACAACGCAGAACAUUGAGAAACAUUGUCCAAUAAAAGCCUUCCGGGGGCGGUGUUUGUCAGACAUUCGCUAGAACUGCUUAUCAAAACCAGAAGGUAAGUGUUUGAAAAUUUAUUUAGACAGUGCUUGGAAGUUGAAAGUAGACGACGAUGUGCUAAAGGUAAAUGAUAUAGAAUUUUAUGUUCGUGUUAUAUUUUCUUUUGAGUAAAACUUUUUUCUAGAAUCAUCCAUAA